Molecule: messenger RNA, 942 nt
Organism: Naegleria fowleri
Lineage: Eukaryota; Heterolobosea; Eutetramitea; Acrasida; Naegleriidae
Exons: 5
Coding region: 1-942 (313 amino acids)
Cellular component (GO): cytoplasm
Molecular function (GO): cysteine synthase activity
Source: RefSeq, a predicted model, not a curated record
AUGAAGAUCGCAAACAAUAUUACUGAAUUGAUUGGCAAUACUCCAUUGUUGUAUUUGAACAAGUUGGCCAAGGAGAAUGGCGCUGUAGCAAAGAUUGCCUUGAAAUUGGAAUCCAUGGAACCUAUGGCUUCCGUCAAGGAUCGAAUUGCCUUGUCCAUGAUUGAAACUGCUGAAAAGGAAGGAAAAGAUCGAGCCAGGAAAAACUCCUCCAAGGGUUAUGAGUGUAUCAUUGUCAUGCCUGACUCGAUGAGUAUUGAACGUCGUGUGGUAUUGAGAGCUCUUGGUGCAAAAGUAGUUUUAACUCCAGCCGCAAAAGGAAUGAAAGGAGCUGUGGCUGUUGCUGAAAAGCUUUUGAGCACAACACCAAAUUCAUUCACAUUGGGUCAAUUCAAUAAUCCUGCAAAUCCUCUCAUUCACUACAAUACGACUGGACCAGAGAUUUGGAAUGGCACGGAUGGAAAGAUUGAUAUUUUCAUUAGUGGCGCUGGUACUGGAGGUACCUUCACUGGAUGCAUGAGAUAUUUCAAUGAACAAACAGAGAAGGCUGGACGUCACAAGGUGCAUGGUAUUGUUCUUGAACCGGAGGAGUCAGCAGUCAUUUCUGGCAAUUCACCAAGCCCACACAAAAUUCAAGGAAUUGGAGCUGGAUUUAUUCCACAAACUCUUGAUACUACUCUAGUUGAUGAAAUCUUUAAGGUCCACUCUGAACAAGCGGUCAAAUUUGCAAAGGAAGCUGCCACCAAGGAAGGUUUGUUUGUUGGUCUCAGUUCUGGUGCUGCCAUUUAUGCUGCUUUGGAAGUUGCCAAGAGACCUGAAAAUGAAGGAAAACUUGUGGUUGCCAUUAUUCCAAGCUUUGGAGAGCGUUAUUUGAGUACUGUCUUAUUUGCAGAUUUAAGAGAAGAAUGUCAAAAUAUGAAAGCUGUAGAUCCAGAACAAUUGUAA